Ictidomys tridecemlineatus (thirteen-lined ground squirrel) is the source of this 1869-nucleotide messenger RNA. It is a transcript of the gene Drc9, whose product is annotated as dynein regulatory complex subunit 9. Gene Ontology annotation, cellular component: cytoplasm; sperm flagellum. NCBI's taxonomy places the organism in Eukaryota, Metazoa, Chordata, Mammalia, Rodentia, Sciuridae. The record is from RefSeq and is a predicted model, not a curated record. Gene Ontology annotation, biological process: sperm axoneme assembly; cilium organization. Gene Ontology annotation, molecular function: protein binding.
ACUCAUAUAAAUUUUCCCUAAGUCUUUUCAUCUUUGCAAGCUACAACCUGUAGUGUUUGAGAACAGAGAGAGGCAAAGUUGUUAGCCAGCUAAAGGAGGAGCGAAAACGGUCUCCUCCCCUCUAUGUUGCCAUAGCAGCAUCUUAGCUUGUUUCCGAAGGCGAGAGGUGCUGCAGUUGACUGCCUUUUUGUGAGAUUAUUAACUACAUUGUGGAGGAUAACAAAACUAAAGAAGAAUGGAAGAAGAUAGUCCGGAAGACUUACCUCUUUCUCCAAAAGUUUGGAAUCCUGAGGUAACUGUGUUGGUGACAGGCCAACCACCUAGUGCUGUAGAAGAAGAAGAAGAGGAAGAAUCAACUAAUGUAGUAGAUAUAGAAGUCAUCCCAGAAAUCAGAGAGCCACUUUCCCUUCUAGAGGUGCUGAGACUCUCUGCAGUUCUGGAGGAUACCCUUGACCAACUUUCUAUUCUAAACUAUAUCAUGCCAGUUCACUAUGAAAGAAAACAAAGCACUAGCAUGAAUAUCAGUAGCCUAGAAAAAUCUCUGCUGGUCUCUACAAACAAAAUAUCUACUCCAGUCUCAACUAAAGAAAAACCCACAUUGCCAGAAAUACCGCAAGGAGGUCAAUUUUCCAUGGAGUUUAACAGAAUGCAGGAUCUUGUCUUUAAACAACCUACAAUGCAGUCCAUAAUGUCUACAGAGAUAAUGAAGAAAAUUCAGAUUGAUAGGAUGUUUUUCAGUGAUGUGAUUGAAAAUACCAUGCAGGAGUUACAAGAUUCAGGCACUUUCACAACUCUCCUGCAAACCUUGAACAAAGAAAGGGAAAAAAAAAUGCAUUUCUAUGAUAUCAUUGCCAGGGAGGAAAAAGGAAGAAAACAGAUAAAAUCCCUUCAAAAACAGCUGAGUAAUGUCAAAAAAGAACGGCAAGCUGAAGUACAGAGACGGAAUGAAUAUAUUGCUCACCUCAAAGACCAAUUGCAAGAGAUGAAGGCAAAAACCAACUUGGAGAAUCUCUACAUGAAAAAAAACACUGAGCUUCAGAUUUCCCAGACCCAGAAAAAAUGUAACAAAACAGAGGAACUCUUGUUGGAAGAGAUUGAGAAAUUAAGAAUGAAAACUGAAGAAGAGAACCGAAUUCAUAUGGAGAUUGAAAUGUUCCUUAGAAAAGAGCAACAGAAACUUGAGGAGAAACUGGAAUUCUGGAUGGAAAAAUUUGAUAAAGACACAGAAAUGAAACAGAAUGAAUUAAAUGCUCUCAAGGCUGCAAAGGCCAGUGACUUAACACACCUUCAAGACCUAGCGAAGAUGAUAAGGGAAUAUGAACAGGUCAUCAUUGAAGAUCGUAUAGAAAAGGAGAAGACCAGGAAGAAGAUAGAACAGGAUGAAUUGGAAUUGAGGAGUGCCAUAAAGCUCCAGGCAUGGUGGCGAGGCACUGUGGUAAGGAGGGAAAUUGGAAGUUUCAAAAUGCCUAAAGACAAAGAUGAUAGCAAGGAUGCAAAAGGUAAAGGUAAAGGUAAAGGUAAAGGUAAAGGUAAAGACAAGGACAAACGAAGAGGCAAGAAGUGAAUAAGCCACCUUUUAUCCCUUCCUGUGAUGUUCUGGAGAUGAGAAGGAAGACUUGGCCAUCACAAAUACUUCACUACAGGUUGUUUAUGCAGAUAUAAACAACAGUUUAUGCAGAUUGCCAGAUGAUUUCACUUUGUAUUAGUUUUCAAUCUGUGAAUUAGCUAUUGAAUUUGUGUUUCUUCAUAUUUUGAUUUUGAUGUGAAGAACAGUUUUGAGUAGACUUGUAAAGAUCUUGGUCUUCUCACCAGAAAAGAGUUCUUGGGCUUGGUUACAGUGAUGCAUUAAAACUUCAGUAAUUCCUGUAA